AUGUGCACGUACCUCAGACCAGAGCAGACCAGAAUCGAAAAGCGUAUGGCUCCAGUCGAUGCCGCUUUCUCCGUUCUUCGUGAGAUCUAUCACUCGAACAACGAGCCAAUCGCUUUGUCGAACGCUAUUCAACGGUGCGCUCGUAAGGGAAUCAGCGAGGUUGCUCUUCAGAAGUGUCUCGAUCAGUACACUGCCAAUGGAGUUCUGGUUAUAGAUCGCCAGAACAUCGUUUUUGCUAUGAAUUGA
Caenorhabditis remanei is the source of this 246-nucleotide messenger RNA. RefSeq lists its product as uncharacterized. The record is from RefSeq and is a predicted model, not a curated record. The transcript has 2 exons. Lineage: Eukaryota; Metazoa; Nematoda; Chromadorea; Rhabditida; Rhabditidae. Bases 1 to 246 code for a protein of 81 amino acids.